AUGGGCAUAAUCGUGAAAGCAAUCGAUGCUGUCCUCAGUAUCCUAUCUUUUGUUCAGACAUAUCCCUCACCUCCUAUGAUGAAACAAUUACCCAAGGCACCAUAUUUCAUCUUGGCAGGUGACAGCACCACAGCCUCUCAAUCCUCAGACGGAGGAGGAUGGGGGGACGGCUUUCUCAACACAACACUUUUCGAAGGAGCCUGUGGUCGCAAUUUCGGUCACAACGGUGCAACUACUGUUAGGUUUCGAGAUGAAGGCCGUUGGGACAAUGUUAUAGGGACUGUGAGACAAGUUGAACAUGACUAUGAUCCAUUUGUGACUAUCCAAUUUGGGCACAACGAUCAACUGCCAGCUGCAAAAAUCUCAUUGUCACAGUACAUCAGCAAUCUUGAAAGAUUUGUGACUGAAGCUUUUGCUGCUGGAGCUACACCAAUCCUUGUCACGCCGCUGUCUCGGCUUAGAUACGAUGACUCAACAGCCAGACCGAAUAUUGUCAUGGAUCUCGCCGAUGAGACCAUGGGCACCAUCACUGCCGCCUAUCGCUCAAAUGCUACAUAUAUUGACCUGAAUCAAGCUAGCACCCAAUACCUCAAUGAAAUCGGGCCAGAAAAUGCUUCUACAUACAACCUCAACCCAACGGACUUCAACCAUCUGAAUGUGCCCGGGAGUAUUCUGUUUGGGGGAAUUGUGGCCGAACUGAUUAUCCAGAAACUUGAUGAUUUGGAAAAGUUUGGAUAUCUGCGUGUGAAUGGUAAACUCAAGGAGGAUGUUGAUCAUGGGAUCUAUCACUGGCCUUAA
Molecule: messenger RNA, 798 nt
Organism: Penicillium concentricum
Lineage: Eukaryota; Fungi; Ascomycota; Eurotiomycetes; Eurotiales; Aspergillaceae
Product: Esterase SGNH hydrolase-type subgroup
Exons: 1
Coding region: 1-798 (265 amino acids)
Molecular function (GO): hydrolase activity
Source: RefSeq, a predicted model, not a curated record